GCUGUAUUCUAUCUCUUACAACUGUUUUGUGCAAUUCUUUUAAAUAUCCACUACUGGCCUCUUUACAACAGGUGCCUCCAAUCUCUUUUCUUCCUAAGAUUCAUUUGGAAUACUAAGAAGCUAUCAUGAGCACCACAAAAUAUUGACGCCUGACAUGAACGUUAGAGGGUAAUUGAUUAGGAAGUGGCCAAGGAAAAACAAUAUAUUGAGUGGCAAUUAAAAAACAAACAAACAAACAAACGUCUCAUUCCUUUCUAGGUUAUUUCCCUAUAAGUAAGGUUUCAGUAGAGUUGCUGCUGUCAUGAUUAACCAGUGCCAGUGAUUUCAGUACAGCCACUCCACACUUAAUUGGGGGUUAUGUUCCGAACAUCAAUGAACAUCUGCUGCUCUUUCUCCAUUCGAGAUCAAAAAUACUUCACCAAAAAUAAACACAUCUAAAAUUUUGGGGGCUGGAUCGAGGCUGGAGGCUUUGGAAAAGUAAAAAAGUCUAAUAGGUACCACAAAAUAUGCAGGCCUGACUAGAACAUCCAAGGGUGAUUGAUUAGAAACUGAAGGAGAUUCGCCAAGAGAAUCUCACCCCAUUCUUUAGCCUGUCUUAGUAUAAAUGUCAUUAAAUUAAUGAACGGAUGUUCAGGUGUGAAAUUUUAGGUCAGAUUAAUCAUUGCCACGGUCAAGUGAGGCAUUUCAGCAUUGAUAACAGACAGACCCAAAUUCUUAUGGCAGUUUAUUCUACAUGCCCUUCUGUUGUCCCAUAAUGGGACAGAAGCCACUUUGAAUGAAACAUCACAAACAUGGUGUGUGAUUUGUUUUGUCAUCUGUUUCAUUUUCCUGAUGUAAAGAGAGCUAGUUAUUAUCUCAUCUGUAAUUAUUACUCUCAUAAUUACUAACUGUCUCUUGGAUAAUGUCUCAAUAGAUUUCCAGAGAAUAAAAGUCAAAGUCUAAACAUUAGAAUAUAAAAACCCUUCUUGUGAUUGUAUGCAAGGGAGAGGGCAGAGGAAGGGGAAGGAUUUCUGCUGUUGUCUAUGUUGAGUGGUAGAAUAUGAUCUUGAUCUGUGAAUUGGUAGUGUAGUGCGGUUCCUGUCAAGGCGGAAUAUUGUGCUGAGGGUUCUAUUGAAGCUAAGGUUCAUGUUUCAGAUAGAUGUAAGGGUGUUUGAGGAGAAAGAAUAUUUGCCUCAGCAUGCUAUUCUUUAUUGUGCCCCUUCUCUUUUAUCUGCCACAUUUGGUGUGCAAACGUACCAGGAGUUGCAUCAUCCAUGAUCUGUCCAGAAUUCCACAUGAAUACUACCAACCUGGUGAUCUUAUUGUUGGUGGCCUUGCUUCUCACCUUUUUUCUGCUUUUGACAAAGAAGACUUCAAAGAAAGGCUAACUACCCGUCAACUUCUUAAUACCUUGUAAAGACUUCAUAUGUCAGAUAAUACAGAAACAUUCCUAAGCUCUAGCCAGGAUUACUCAGAAGCAAGUGCCACUGGUUUCAGUGGGAUUUACUUCCAGGCAGAGGUGGUGGUGGUGGGGAACUAUUGCUAAGCUGAAGAAUUACCUAGUUAAGAUGGAAAGCCCUUCUCUGUUCUGAAUAUUGAACUUCACCUCAGGAAGCUUGGGCUGAGAGCUCUUAAGAGGUGGGGUUCCAAGACCCCCAGAUGUUCACAUCCAAGUGAGGCAAGGCUUAUAGGAUACUCCUAGUUAAAAAUAUGUCACAGGUUUGGAAAUUAUGAGAACCACUCCAUUAAGCUAGGCUACCUACUUCUCUGCAUUUUGAUACACAUUUUUAAUUGAAUCAAAUCAGUACCUGUAUAUAAAUGUUUUGUAUAUUUCUGUGCUUUGUGGUUUAAAAAUGCUUUAUAUCCUCUGUUGAAGGUCUCUGUUUAUGUCAGUGUGUGAGUGUCAAAGUUUGAUGCUUUGUGCUCUUAAUGUUGUGCAGACCAGUUCAGUUAUAGCUACUUGGUGAUAGGAAGACAGGAAGGGGAAAGAGAUUCAAUUGCAUUUAAUAUUUAUAGGCAGGGCCUGGAACAGGUACAUUCAUUCUGAUUGGUCUUGGGAACAACAGACAGUGAUUGGCUGAAGGUUCUGAACAGUGAAGAAAUGGCAGUUAGCUGUCAGUUGGGAGAAGUAAUGAGUGAGGUGUGAGGCAAAGACAAGAGAAAGCUGAGGUAAAAGUGGACAAGUGAGACUUAAAUAGUUAGGUAUUUAUCCCCAGUUUGUCAAGAUUUGCUGUAGUGAAGAUCAGAACAAGUGAGCUGUGUGGUGGCAAGGAACUACCAGCAUAUUCUAGCUUUGGUGUUUGCUGUCAAGAAGAUCAAUGAGAACCCCAAGAUCUUACCUAAUGUCACCCUGGGAUUCAACAUCUAUGACAGUUACUUCAGUGAAAGGAUGACUUACAGGGCCGCUCUGAACCUUCCCUCCACACUUGUCCCCAACUACAAGUGCCACACCCAGAAAUAUCUGAUGGCAGCUAUUGGGGGACUGGACUUUGAUACCUCCCUCCAAAUGGCAGACAUUUUGGACAUUUACAAGAUCCCCCAGCUCACUUAUGGCUCCUUUGCUCCAGAGGAUCCUGGUCAAAGCCAAUCCACUUCCUUCUACAGGGUGGUGUCCAAUGAAGCCCAUCAGUACACUGGGAUUGUUGAGUUACUUCUGCACUUUGGUUGGAUGUGGGUUGGAUUGCUUGCUAACGGAGACAGUGGAGAGAGAUUUAUUCAGACGCUGAAACCUCUGCUCUCCCAGAAAGGUAUUUGCUUGGCCUUCUCACAGACAAACCUGAAAACAACACAUUUGGCUGAUUAUUAUGACAUGCAAUUACAGUUCAUCCAAAUUUAUCAAGCUAUUAUGGAAAGUAAAGCCAAGGUGGUGGUUGUCUAUGGAGGAACAAGGUCCAUGCUUGGCUUGCGAACAAUUCUAGCACUAGGUUUAGUGGAAAAUGUGACCAAGACAUCUGUGGGCAAGGUGUGGAUUCUGACAGCACAGCUGGAUUUUGCAGCAUUAACCUAUCAAAUGAGCUGGGAUAUGCAAGUCUUCCAGGGUUCCCUCUCGUUUGCAGUUCAUUCAAAUGUGGUACAAGGAUUCAAAGCCUUUCUUCAGGUCCAUAAUCCUUUUGAGGCAAAUGGAAAUGGCUUUGUCAAGCAGUUCUGGGCACAAGCCUUUCUCUGUUUAUUUCCAAACUCCAAUACAGAGGAGCAGGCCAGUGGAACCUGCACCGGAGAUGAAAAGCUGGAAGAUCUCCCUUCAUCUGGUUUUGAGAUGAGCAUAACUGGCCACAGCUACAGUGUCUAUAAUGCUGUCUAUGCCAUAGCACAUGCUCUACAUGCCUUGUUUUUGUCCAGGACCAAAUACAGGGUAGCAGUGGAAGGAGGGAUGCGGGAGCUUCAGAAAUUCCAGCCUUGGCAGGUUUCACCACUUUCGCUAUGUAACCCAAGUUGCCCUCCUGGUUCCAGGAAGGAAAAGAAGGAGGGGGAGCCAUUCUGCUGCUAUGAUUGUGUUCCGUGUCCUCAAGGCAAGAUUUCGUCCCAUAAGGUGGUGGUCCUAUUCAUCUUCAUUAAACAUCGGGACACACCCAUUGUCAGAGCAAACAAUCGGGACCUCACCUACACUCUCCUCACUUCCCUCCUGCUCUGCUUCCUCUGCCCAUUGAUCUUCCUCAUCCCUCCAGAAAGAGUGAGCUGCCUGCUCCGACAAAUGGCUUUUGGCCUUGUUUUCACAGUAACCGUUUCUUGUGUGCUGGCCAAGACUAUCAUGGUGGUUCUGGCCUUUGUGGCCACCAAACCAGGAUCCAGAAUGAGGAAAUGGGUGGGGAAAAGACUUGGAAGUGCCAUUGUGAUUUCUUGUUCCCUUAUCCAAGUGGGCAUUUGUAGUGUGUGGUUAGGAAUCUUUCCCCCAUUCCCUGAUUCUGACAUGGACUCUGUGAUGAGAGAAAUCAUUCUAGGCUGCAACGAAGGGUCAGUUGCCCUGUUUUACUGUGUCCUGGGCUACAUGGGCUUUUUGGCCAUUAUCAGCUUUGUUGUGGCCUUUUUUGCCAGGAAAUUGCCUGAGAGCUUCAAUGAGGCCAAAUUCAUCACCUUCAGCAUGUUGUUGUUUUGUAGUGUUUGGAUCUCCUUUGUUCCGGUCUACCUGAGCACCAAGGGGAAAUACAUGGUGGCUGUGGAGAUCUUCUCCAUCUUAGCCUCCAGUGCUGGGAUACUGGGCUCCAUCUUUGCUCCCAAAUGCUACACCAUUGUGUUGAGGCCGGAUCUGAACAGCAAGGAGCAGUUAAUAAAGAGGAAAUAAUAAAUUAUCCCAUCAUCUUUGUGGGGUUUUUCCUACCAAAAUAUGAGCAAUGUAAUCUCUCUUUAUCCACCCCAUUCAGUUAUGUUGUGCCAGGCAUAGCUCACUUUGAGAUCGAAGUGGUAAUCAGGCCUCUUGCUCUCCUUCACUUUACCUGAGAAGCACAUUUUAGGUCUGAGCUGGUUUCCUCAUACUCAGACCACCUGGUUCUUAGAAGCCUCCCUUGCAUUCCUAUACCAAGAAUUUGGAACUUUCAGCAUUGUAAAUAAGCCUUGUUUUGCUGCCUGUGUUUUCUGACUGUUGUGUGGGAAAGCACAUGAACUUUGCCUUUGAAGAGUUUAUAAGUAUUACCAGUUCUUGACCUAACAAAUGUGUGGUCAUAUUCUAUGCUAAAGGAAGAGGGAGGUCAUAUUUUAAAGGUCUAGCAAACUAUAUUUCCCCACUUCAAUUUGCUGCAUAUUUUGUGAUUUAAAAUCUCGGGUGGAAAUCUCUCACCAAAGAGUUUGUGCCCCAAACCUGGAUCUUGGCAUCCAGAGCAUUCUCCUUUGUUGAUACCUAUUUUUCCUUCCUACCAACACAAACCACGUACAAAACUCAGCCCUUUUCACCAUUCUUUUGUCUUGGCAUAAUUGUCAGGAAACUAAUGAACUGGUGUUCAGGUGGGAAAUUUUGGGAGGUCAGAUUAAUCAUUUGCACCGGUCAGCAUUAAUAAGAGACUGGCUAACUGUUCUUCUCUUCCUCAUUGCUAUUAAUUCUGCAUCCCCUUUUGUUGUCCCAUAAACAGACAGAAACCACUUUGGAUUAAAAAUCAGAAGCAGGGUUUUUUUUUUGCUCAUUUUCUGAGAGCUUGUUAUUACCUCACCUGUAAUUAUCACUCUCAGCAUGUCUAAGUCUCCCUUGGAUAAUGUCUCAGUAGAUUUCCAGGGAAUACUAACCAAUGUCAAAACAUGGGUAUUAUAACCUCUUCCUGCCAUUCUUUACAAGGGAGAGGACAGAGGAAGAGGAAGGAUUUUCACUUUUCUUUCAAUCAACUUGUAAAAUAGGAUUUUAAUUUGUGAAUUGUUAGAGAAGUGCUGUUCACGACAAGGCAGAAUAUUGUACUGAGUGGUUGUUAAGCAAGGUUCAUGUGCUGGAUGGAAAUAAGGGUGUUUGAUUAGAAAGAAUAUUUGCUUCAGUAUGCUGCUGUUUAUUGUGCCCCUUCUCUUUCAUCUGCCACAUUUGGUGUUCAAUCAUACCUCGAGUUGCACCGUCCAUGAUCUGUCCAGAAUUCCACAUGAAUACCACCUACCUGGUGAUCU
Messenger RNA from Podarcis muralis (Common wall lizard), 5553 nucleotides. The record is from RefSeq and is a predicted model, not a curated record. Lineage: Eukaryota; Metazoa; Chordata; Lepidosauria; Squamata; Lacertidae.